This is a messenger RNA of Paramecium tetraurelia, 1446 nucleotides long. RefSeq lists its product as uncharacterized. NCBI's taxonomy places the organism in Eukaryota, Ciliophora, Oligohymenophorea, Peniculida, Parameciidae. The transcript has 2 exons. The record is from RefSeq and is a predicted model, not a curated record.
AUGGACUUUUAUUAAAUCGCAGCUAGAAAUUAGUCAAAUUCCGAUUCUGCUGAUUAUGACAUCAUUAAUAUUGAAUAUGCUGGAAAAGAUUGUCCUGAGUAUGAGUUAGACAUUAAGUAAGUUGAAAUGGAAGGGAAUCCUACAAAUUUACCAAAAGAAUAUUUAGAUAAUUACCAACCUUAAUAAGAGAACUUUAUUUAUUAUAAAGUGGAGAUGAAUGAUUCUAUUUUCGGGCUGGAGCUGAAAUUUGAAAUUAGGUAAUUUUCUGAAUUCAUAUUGAUUAGUGCGAUCUAAAUUUUAAGAUUAAACAAUUUAUCUGAAAAUUCUAUAUAUCCUGGAAUGACAUUAAAGAUACCUAUAAAACAUGCUCUGGAGAAUCCUUUAGAAUAGAAUCCGAGCAAAGAAGAACCCUCUAAUUACUCAGCCCUUUACAUAACUCAAAUUGGAGCUAUUAAAGGCUCAUUUACGAUAACAUCAUCAUUUGUGUCAUUUGAGCCUGAAAAACAUUGCAGGUAGAAUGAUGAAAUAAUACUCCAUGCUUAAAUUAGAGAUAUUGACAAUUUGCACCUUUAAAUUCUACUGAAACAUAUAGUUUUAGUAGAAUAAUAAGAAUUAUCAUAGUUUUUUCAAAAGAAUGUUGCAUUAAACAAAAAUAAUGUUAUCACUAUUAUUGCUUAAACAAAGAAAUAAAAGAUUGUUGUUUUGAAAUUACUGGAAGAUAAUCGUAUCGAUGAAUUUUUAAAUUUAAUUAAUCAGAAAUUGCAAGAGUAUUGCAAUAAUUCAGGAAUGGAAAGCUAAAUUAGUUAAAGCACAACAGACUAUUAUGAUUAAAAAACAAUCAUUCCAUAUCAUUUUGAAAUGAAUGGAUAAAUAUAAAUAUAAAAUAUAGAACAACCAAAAUAGGUCAUCUGUAGGGAUUCUUAAUUAACAUAACUGGAAUCCAAAUCAGAAAUUAUAACAAGAGACAAAUUCAUAAGUAUUUCUUCCCAUUUACCUUUUCUAUUUAAAGGUUAAAAAUGGUAGUGUAUUUAUUCCUCUAUUCAACAUGGUUCGUCAAUUUUAACUCUAAUGAGAAGAACUGAAAAUAAACUUCCAUCAGUUGUUUUGGUAAGGGAUUUAGACUCCUAUUUAUUUGGAGCAUAUCUAUCUGAUGGAAUCAAGAAUAGUUAUGGAAAAUUUUAUGGAAAUGGUGAAUCUUUUCUCUUCACUUUCAAAAACAGUUCAGAUAUAGCGGUUUAUAAAUGGACUCAUAUAAAUAACUAUAUUACACUAUGUGAUACUGAUGGAUUAGCUGUAGGCUGUGGAGAUAAAUAUGGUUUAUUUGUUAAUUCCGAUAUAUCUAAUGGAUAUAGCUGUCAUUGUGAAACAUUUGAUAACGAAGUGCUGUCAAAAAAUAACAAAUUUAUAAUAGAGAGAUUAGAAAUUUGGAGCAUAAGUUAUAAUUGA